Molecule: messenger RNA, 3115 nt
Organism: Planococcus citri (citrus mealybug)
Lineage: Eukaryota; Metazoa; Arthropoda; Insecta; Hemiptera; Pseudococcidae
Gene: spel1
Product: DNA mismatch repair protein spel1
Exons: 17
Coding region: 215-2992 (925 amino acids)
Biological process (GO): mitotic recombination; mismatch repair
Cellular component (GO): MutSalpha complex; nucleus
Molecular function (GO): mismatched DNA binding; ATP-dependent DNA damage sensor activity; ATP binding
Source: RefSeq, a predicted model, not a curated record
UUUUGCGAUUUCCCGCGGUUCUUAUCUCUUCAAUUUUUCCGUCCUUUUUCAUGCCAUUUUCAACAUUUUUUUCUUAAUUGUGCCCCGUUUGUGCUGAAAUUAAUCGCGUUUUACUGCUUUAUUGUACGAUUGUUAUAGUGAUUUCUGUAUUGGAACUUGUUCUGAAUUCUUACACUGUAUGUACAAGUAUCAAAAUCUAUAAAAGUAUCGUCCAAUGGCAUCCAAACCAUCUCAAAACUUUUCUCUGGAUAAACAACAAGUUGCAACUUUCAUUACUUACUACAAAAGCUUACCAGAAAAACCGGCCACAACGAUCAGAUUUUUCAAUCGUGGAGAAUUCUACACUGUUCACGGUAGUGAUGCGAUUUUCACAGCUAGAGAAUGGUUCAAAACUACAUCAUUUAUUAAAACUUAUACAUCUGGUGAAGAUACAUUGGAAUCAUUGUUCGUAAAUAAGGGUAAUUUCGAAGCUUAUAUUCGUGAUUUGUUGCUCGUGAGACAUUAUCGAGUCGAAGUGUACACCGGUGGAUCGAAAACCAAUAACUGGACUUUGGAGUUCAAGGGAUCGCCUGGAAAUUUAACCCAAUUCGAAGAAUUAUUAUUCGAGAAUGUCGAUCAAAUUGAAGGCUCUGCAGUUAUCGCCAUCAGAGUUGGAACGAAUUCGCAAAAUAAAGCGAAUCCUAUUAAAGUUGUCGGAAUUGCAUUACUGGAUUGUAUCGAACAGAAAAUGUCAUUGUGUGAAAUCACCGACGACGAGUAUUUCUCAAAUACAGAAGCUUUAAUAGUUCAAUUGGCUGCUAAAGAAUGUCUCUUGGUGUCUGAUAACUCUCCCGAGGGUGAAAUACUGAAAAAAGUCAUUGAGAGAAGCGGCGUGUUAGUCACUUUACGGAAACGAACCGACUUUUCAGUCGAUAAUUUGGCUCAAGAUUUAAAUCGAUUGAUUAAAUUUAAAGAAGGUCAACAGCCGAAUGCAAUGGCUUUACCUCAAAUGAAUAUGACUGUAGCAGCUUCUUCGUUAGCUGCCAUUAUCAAGUACCUCGAUCUGACGUCGAAUCAAGAAAAUUUCGCUCAAUUUAAUAUCGAAACUAUUGAAAACCAAUGUUUAGUGCACGUUGAUUCCGCUGCUUUAAAUGCUCUUAGUAUUAUUCCAGUUGCUAAUGUGACUAAUUUCAGUAAACAUCAUUCGGUUUUCGGAUUAUUGGACAAAUGCCGAACUUCUCACGGUCGCAGAUUGUUAAUGCAAUGGGUGAGACAACCAUUACGCGAUAUGAAUGCCAUCAACGAAAGACAUGACAUAGUCGAAGCUCUAGUAUCCGAUACAGAAGUCAGACACGAAUUAUUCGACGACCAUUUACGACGUAUUCCUGAUUUUCAAUCCUUGAGUAAAAAAUUACAACGAAAUAGAGCUACCAUGCAAGAUUGUUAUAGAGUAUACCAAGGAGUCUCCAAAUUACCAUCUUUAGUGCAGACAUUGAAAUCAUCCAAUGAAGAAAAUCCUCACACUACUUUGCAAACCGUCUUUAUUAAUACGCUAGAAGAACAAAUUAAAGAUAUGAGUAAAUUCCAAGAGAUGUUGGAAUCAACUCUAGAUAUGACUUUGGUUGAUAGAGGAGAGUUCUUAAUUAAACCCGAAUUUGACGACGAAUUAAAAGAAAUGCGCUCGAAAAUGGAUAAUUUGGAGAGCAAAAUGAAAAAGCAGUUGACUGCAGCUGCUGCUGAGCUCGGAUUACCGGAACAUAAAUCUAUUAAAUUGGAAUCUAAUGGCCAGUUUGGGUUCUUUUUUAGAGUUAGUUUGAAAGAAGGAAAAUUGGUCACUCAAAACAAAGAAUUCGAUUUACUCGAUACUCAUAAAGCUGGUGUGCGUUUCCGAAAUUCAAAACUUACCGAUUUGAACGAAGAUUAUUCCGAAUUACGUAAACAAUACCUCGAACACCAGAAAGAUAUAGUAUCCGAAGUCAUCGGCGUCGCGUGUGGAUACUGCAACACGCUGCAAUAUCUCAGUUCAAUAUUAGCUACAUUAGACGUACUAGUCAGCUUCGCUGUAGUAGCAGCAUCUGCACCGACACCUUAUGUUCGACCGAAAAUGCUGCCUUCUGGUACUGGAACAAUGAAUUUGAAACAAGCUCGCCAUCCUUGCGUUGAAAUGCAAGAUAGUGUAUCGUAUAUACCGAACGAUGUACGCUUUCAACAAGAUUCAGCCACUUUGUAUUUAAUUACCGGACCCAAUAUGGGUGGUAAAAGUACCUAUAUUCGUAGCAUAGGUAUUGUGGCUUUGCUAGCGCAUAUUGGAAGUUUCGUACCUUGCGAAGAAGCCGAGAUACCUAUUUUAGAUGCUAUAUUGGCCAGAGUUGGCGCCAAUGAUUCGCAAAUUAAAGGAAUGUCUACGUUUAUGGUGGAAAUGGUGGAAACAAGUUCGAUUAUUAGAAGAGCGACUAGUAAUUCAUUAGUUAUUAUUGACGAAUUAGGACGAGGCACUUCUACAUACGAAGGAUGCGGCAUAGCAAGUGCUAUUGUCGAGUACCUGGCUAAAGAUUUGAAACCUUUCACAUUGUUUGCUACACAUUUCCACGAAUUAACGUUGUUAGCCGAAGAAAUACCUACUAUUCAUAAUUUACAUGUCAGUGCCAUGACAUCGCAAGAUAAAUUAACUCAUCUGUAUCAAGUCAAAAGUGGAGCUUGCGAUCAGAGUUUCGGUAUUCAUGUCGCAAAAAUUGCUAAAUUUCCACCCCAAGUUGUGCAAGACGCCGAGCAGAAAUUAGAAGAAUUGGAAGAUUUUCUCAUCAUGGAGGAUAAAUCAAUCAGUGAUGAAGAUAAGACUAAAAUCUUGAAGGAGGGAACAAAUAUAAUCGACGAGUUUCUCGUAAAAUGUAAGGAUUUAAAAUCUCAGAAUUUGUCCAAGAAUGAAUUUUCCUCGAAAUUCCAAGCUCUUAAAGAUGACGUGAAAAAUAAGAAAAAUAUUUACGUCGAAGCUUUGCUCAAUAAAGUAUUGUGAAUGUAUAAAUGUCAAGUUAAAUGUUCCUUUUAUAAUUUUAUUUCGCUUGUGACUGUUUUAUUUUAUUUUUUCUUGUAAUCGAUUUUUGAAUUUUUUAUGAAUAAUAUAUUUUUAGUGCGAUCA